This is a messenger RNA of Metarhizium acridum CQMa 102, 555 nucleotides long. RefSeq lists its product as uncharacterized. The record is from RefSeq and is a predicted model, not a curated record. NCBI's taxonomy places the organism in Eukaryota, Fungi, Ascomycota, Sordariomycetes, Hypocreales, Clavicipitaceae.
AUGUUCAACCUUCUCACAUCUCUGCUCUUGGCCGGCGCUGCCCUUGCCGCCCCAUCAACCCUGGACCCCCGCGCCGCCGAUACAUGCACCGACAAGUCGAGACAGACCAAACACUGGACUGUCAAGGAUUUUGACUUCCAUGCUUCUUACAUCUUUACCACCCCUGCCCAUCAGAACUCCUGGGGUUACGUCAACUUCACUCUGGAGAACCCCAACGUUGCUUUCAAGCCCCAGUGCUCGGCCUCCUCCGGCCAGCUGAGUGAUUUCUUCUACGGCAACCUCAUCUACAAGUGCACCCAGCCCGUAUCCGGAGUCCCUGCUACCUUUACCUUCUCGUGGCCCCAGAAGGAGCUCAAGGUCAACCAGACCUGGACGUGCCCUCAAGAGGGCAGCCGCUUCUAUGCUCAGGGCGGUUCCAAGCUCAACUUGACCUGCGCCGAUAACACCUGGCAGAACCCUGACUGGAAGAUGGGCCAGAUAUAUUCUUCUCGCACCAUCAGCUGCAACCACGUUAAUGCUCCGGUUCCUAUCCAGGCCAUCCAGGCCGUUCGUUAA